AUGUCUCCCAUCCCUCGGCCUUUGCCUCCAAGCGACCCAAAUACUUUCCUUUACUUUUUACGCAAACUACUUCCCUCCUCCAAUACGGACGCAGUCAGUCCUAUUAGCGCCGAUGAGCUCCAUAAUCCCCUGGAUUUCCCUGCUACUUACCCCCUACCUCGUCCACUUAUAAAACCAGAGGAGAACUCUCAACCCAUACCAGCACCACCCACCACUCAAUCCUCCGUCGUCAAUACUCCCGCAACCCUCAAAUCCAGCUUACAUCGAAUGUCAACCUGGCGGCCCUUUCAGACAGAUCAUGCGUCACUGGCUAUCGUCGAUGUUCCUCUCGCGCCGGGUAAACUGCGGUACGCAACAGCGGGUGCUCCCGGUGACGAUGAUGACCUGAUACGUGACGAAGACUAUAUUUCUCCUCCUCCUUCCCCCACACCCGGCUCACGGCCAGGGAUUGCCAACACCGGACAGCAUGGAAGCGGCCGGUUCUGUCUCUGCUUCUAA
This is a messenger RNA of Suillus subalutaceus, 498 nucleotides long. RefSeq lists its product as uncharacterized. The coding region runs from base 1 to 498 and encodes 165 amino acids. The record is from RefSeq and is a predicted model, not a curated record. The transcript has 4 exons. NCBI's taxonomy places the organism in Eukaryota, Fungi, Basidiomycota, Agaricomycetes, Boletales, Suillaceae.